Striga asiatica is the source of this 549-nucleotide messenger RNA. Lineage: Eukaryota; Viridiplantae; Streptophyta; Magnoliopsida; Lamiales; Orobanchaceae. The record is from the annotation of a GenBank genome assembly.
AUGGCUAAUCGUUUUGGAGAGUUGAGUACGGAACUUAUUUCGUGCAUAGUCUGUCUUGAUCCUAGAGAUUCUUUCGCUAGCUUUGAUCGUGAAAGACUGCUUCGUCUCGCUCAAUUAUAUCCAAAUGAUUUUGAUGAUGAGUUCAAACUGAAAGAAGAAUUGAAUCACUACAUCUCGAUAGUCACAAUACAUGAGCGUGCAUUUUUCUCUGAUCUUCAAAGUAUUGGAAACCUUGCAAAAAGAAUGGUUGAGAGAAAGUGGCACACUGCUCUUAAGUUAGUUUAUCGGCUCAUUGAGUUGGCACUAGUUUUACCCGUCGCAACUGCUACUGUUGAAAGAGCUUUCUCCUCGAUGAAGAUUAUCAAGAAUGAUUUGCGCAACAAAAUGGGAGAGGAUUUUUUGACGGAUAGCUUGGUGUGCUACAUUGGAAAGGAAAUCUUUAUCAAAAUUGAAAAUGAAGUCAUUUUGCAGAGAUUUCAGAACAUGGCGUCCCGAAGAUUUCAGUUACCGCGUGCCGAUCUUAUUAGUUCCCCCUUGGUUGGAAGCUAG